AUGUCAGAUCGACUGACACAAUUGCAAGAUUUGGUUAAUGAAUUAGCGAAUUUAAUGUGCAAUUCAAUAGGAGUUUUGCGCUUAACAGCUCCUUCAUGUGACUUCACUGGGCCAUCUAAAGCUUUAGAAGAAGAGAAAAACUGCGAAAUCUUUGCUACCACAAUUGCACAUACGGCUAAAGACAUCGAAAUUCUGAUAGAUUCUUUACCAAUAGACGAACCCGCUGCUAGUAAUGCUGAAAUUGAUUCAGCUUUGCUGAAUAUGGAUGAACAGCGGAUUAGAGCAGCUCGCGAACUGGAACAAACAGUAGUUGAAGGCGAAGAACUUAUUAAGAGAAUUCAAAAGGCAUUAGUUGAAAUUGCACGUUAUCAGAUGUUGUCUCGUUCGUUUGUUUAA
This is a messenger RNA of Thelazia callipaeda (thelaziosis nematode), 396 nucleotides long. The record is from the annotation of a GenBank genome assembly. Lineage: Eukaryota; Metazoa; Nematoda; Chromadorea; Rhabditida; Thelaziidae.